Messenger RNA from Vespula pensylvanica (western yellowjacket), 1724 nucleotides. RefSeq lists its product as uncharacterized. The record is from RefSeq and is a predicted model, not a curated record. The coding region runs from base 542 to 1567 and encodes 341 amino acids. Lineage: Eukaryota; Metazoa; Arthropoda; Insecta; Hymenoptera; Vespidae. Gene Ontology annotation, biological process: transcription elongation by RNA polymerase I; RNA polymerase I preinitiation complex assembly; nucleolar large rRNA transcription by RNA polymerase I. The transcript is spliced from 5 exons. Gene Ontology annotation, molecular function: DNA binding. Gene Ontology annotation, cellular component: RNA polymerase I complex.
UAAAACUUCAUUGCAAACGCGCGCAUAAAAAUGCAACCAAUCGAAUGCAGUGUUUGUCGUUCGCGCUUCGCAUUCGCGAUUUAAAAACAAGUGUUUUUGCAUCGAUUGCGUGCAAUGCAGUCGUUAGAGUCAGUGUUUGUUCGUAAAGAGUUUUGCUUUUUUAACAAUAGCACAGAUUGUGUUUAUAAAAGAUAGUAGAAUCUCGUAGAGUAAAUUCAAUGAGCGUACGUUAAUAAAUAACUAUCGUAAAUUAGAGUCAGUGCAUCAUCGAAGAGGAUCUUAAUCAAUUUCGAUAACAUGGAUUUUAAAAUAGAAUCAUCGUUGUUUUAACAGUCACGUUUGUUCGCGAGCACGAUUAAAAGUUUUACCAGGAACUUCGUUUUAAUCCUCGAAAUUACGAUUAAAUCGCAUCGAAAACUUUAUCGAGGAUUUUAGAAUAGAGUCAAGGUCAUCUCAUGGAUCUUCAUAAGCAGUAAUCUUCGUAUGAAAAAAUCUGGUUAACUUUCAAAACGGCGAACUAAAAGAUGAAGCAACAGAGACUAUGUCUUGCGGCCUUUUCUAUGAUAAACAAAAAGAAAAGAAAUUACUGGCUUUGUCCAAUGGACAAAUUGUAUAUAAAGGUUACACGCCAGAUAAUAAACAGCAGUUUAUGCAGACAAUGCUUGUACUUCAUAAUAAAAAGACUGGGAAAAUUAGAUUGGUUCAAGCAGAAAGGUGGUCCGUAAGUCCUGUUCUUCAUAAACAAGUGAUAGAUAAUAAUAAAAAUACAGAUGCUGACAGAAUUGCUUUAUUGAACAAACAGUUUGGUUCAAAAAAAGUAAAAAGAAAAACAGAGCAGUUUGAAAGAAUGAAGAUUAAUGUCAAUGCUGUUAAAGAUGAUCUUGAAAAGACUGUUUCAAAUAUAGAAAUAAAUAAAGAAGAUCUAGAGACACAGAUAGUAGAUAAUGACUAUGUAACCAACAUACAUUUACCUCAAUGUAACAGAGAUGCUACUAACAUAAAAGAUGUUUAUAAUAUAAAUGAUAUCAUACCAGAAAAUAAGUUAGAAACUCUCAAUGAAACGGCUAAAGAAACUAUCAAUCGUGUUCCUGAAGGCAAAUCAAAGUUUUUCACACAUGCCUUAAGAUUUUUGAAGUCUGACCCAGAUAAUAUAAAGAAAGUUGCUCUUUUAUUAUAUAUCGAAGCAGUUGCCAAAUGGUUAAACAUGCCCAUAAAGGAUGCAAAAAAACGUGGGAUUAAUAUUUGCCCUUAUUCGGAAGAAGUUAAUUCAUAUAUUAUUGAAACUUAUAGCAUACAAAGUUAUAGUGGAAGGUUGAGACCUGCUAGUAUGAAAGAUAAAGCUAUCAUACAUUGCAUAAUUUUAGGCUUGAUUAUUUCUGACUUUGUAAUAGAUCUAGAAUUACUUGCUACUAUGUUACACAAUCGAAUAGGAAUUAGAAAAUUAAUAGAUCUUGCUAAAAUAAUUGCAGCUGUGCCUAACAAAAAUGACAAAAAAACAUUCACUUUAAGACUUCCUCUACCAGAACAAGUUGCUAUGGUUAAAAAAGGAAAAAAGAAACGAUCUUAAAUAUUAUAAAAAAUAAGAAAUAGAAAAACAAAUUGUAAUAUAACAUAUAUUAUAUUUUUUAAAAUUAUUAUAUAUCAGGUAUAUAAGGUAGAUGUAUCAUAACAUUACAAAGAAUAACCAAAUUUUGUUAUCCAUUUUAAUCCGUCGACAGUAUUUG